CUUCAGCCUUUGGGGGAGGGGCAGGCGGGGCGGUGACGUCAUCGCUCAUGGCCCCGCCUUCCUUCUCACCCCACCUCCCCUGAGAGCGCGCCCCCGUACCGGCGGGAAGAGGAGAGGCUUCUUUCGGUGUGCUUACGAGAGUGUGUCGGGGGCGCGCACGGCGACGGCUUGGGCGCCAUGUUGGAAGGUUGCUGAGCCCGGCCGCCGGGGCUUCUGUGUUUUUCCCUCUCUCUCUCUCUCUCUCUCUCUCUCUGUGGCUGAGGCUGAACCACCAUCGCUCCCGCGGCUGCUAGUGCCUGUUUCCUGUGAGGGCCCGGGGGGCAGGAGGAGGAGGAGGUGGAGGAAGAAGUAGAGGAAGAGGUAGCAACGGAUCAUGGAUAUCGAGAGGCUGCAGGAGGCGCUGAAAGAUUUUGAAAAGAGAGGGAAGAAGGAAGUGUGUCCAAUACUGGAUCAGUUUCUUUGUCAUGUUGCCAAGACUGGAGAGACAAUGAUUCAGUGGUCGCAGUUCAAAGGCUAUUUUAUUUUCAAAUUGGAGAAAGUGAUGGAUGACUUCAGAACUUCUGCUCCUGAGCCAAGAGGCCCUCCUAACCCCAAUGUGGAGUAUAUUCCCUUUGAGGAGAUGAAAGAACGUAUUCUGAAAAUAGUCACUGGCUUUAAUGGUAUCCCCUUUACUAUUCAGCGACUCUGUGAGCUGCUGACAGAUCCAAGGAGGAGUUACACAGGAACAGAGAAAUUUCUCAGAGGAGUAGAAAAGAAUGUCAUGGUUGUCAGUUGUGUGUAUCCAUCUUCAGAGAAAAAUAAUUCCAAUAGUUUAAACAGGAUGAAUGGUGUAAUGUUUCCCGGAAACUCACCAAGCUAUUCUGAGAGAUCUAAUAUAAAUGGUCCUGGAACUCCCCGACCCAUAAAUCGAUCAAAAGUUUCUUUGUCACCUCCUAUGACAACAAACGGUUUACCAGAUAGCCCAGAAAAUAAAGAGUCUGGUCUCCCGCAAGCGGAAGAGAAAACUAACAGUGAAACACCAGCAUCUGAGCCUGAAAGAGUGCAAAGCAGUCCUGUAAAAAAUAAACAUCCUGAAGAAGAUCCAGCAGAAGUUGAGGAGCGUGAGGUGAAGAGACUUAAAUUUGACAAAGAGGAAGAAGUUGAAGAGACCUCCAACCAAAGUGGUUCUACUGAAGUUUGUACAGCAAUGGUAGAAGAGACUGAGACAACCUCUGCAUCUCAAGAGAAGGAAAAAGAAACCAUUUGUGAGAGACAGCAUUGUAAAGAGGACGAUGAGGAGGAAGAAUCCCUCAUGACGCCAAGAGAAAUUAUUCCAGAAGGAAAAGAUCAAGAUAAAGACAAUGCAUCUUUAACUGUGAAAGAAGAUGUUUCUGAGGAGAAUAAUCAAAUGGAGGAAUCUGAUGAGACUCAAGCAGAGAAGGACUUGCCUUCUGAAGUCAGUGAAAACAGUGGGUCUGUCAGUAGGAGAGCUGACUGCAGUGAAACAGAAGAAUUGGGCUUGUAUGCCCGUGAAACUCCUGAAAUGGCAUCAGAGACCCCAAUGGAAAACAGCGAUGAAGCCACAGAAGCUCCAGAAGAACCUAUGGAACAAGAUUAAUAAUUUAAAUACACUUAGAGGCAGUAUUUUCCAUGAGGCUCUGGUUUUACACUGUAUAAAUAAUUUUAUGUAAUAAAAGUGGAGCUUUAGUUUUACAACAGAAGCAGGCUGUAAAUUGAACUAAAUGAAUGAAAUCCUGGAAGAGUUGUACUUAUUAAGAACUGUGAAAUACUGGCUCCUUCAGGUCCUGCUUACCGCUGAAAUUUCAGUAUGGUCAAAUCUGGUCUGUGUAUAGUUUUUUUAUUUAGAAUUAAAGUUUUUAAACUGGAAGGUAAUUAUAAUUUUGACAACUUUUUGGAGAUUACCACAUUUAGUUAUCUGUAUGCAAGAAAGCUUUUGUUCUCUCUCUCUCUCUUCUCCCCUGCUCCCCCCAAUGCUGUAGCAGUUCUGUUUUGAUUAAAGUUCAGCAUUAACAUGUGAAUUGUAGGGCUCUUUUUGGUUUUCAGGUUUUCAGCAUUGUGUACUUUUAAAAAGCUACACAUUUGACACAUAAUACUUGAAAACAUGCUAAUCUAAAAAGAACCUAUGCUUGCACUGUAAGAUGUAUGAUUUUUUUCUAAUGGAAGCAGUUGAGUUCAUUUCACACAAGGCAACAUUUUCACCUCUGAAUAAACCAAAUAAAAUAUGGCCCACCUGAUAUCCUGAAGAUCCAAAUGCUGUUGAAAGUACCGGGUUAAAUACGUUCCAACAGAACUGUUCUGAGAAAAUGUGUUAAGAGGAGAACAGUCUUCAAAACAGCUUUCAAAAUAGUUUCAGCUUUUUGUAGGGGGGAAUGUUUGCAAACCUGAGAAGACAACUGGUGCAGUUUUGGCUUUUCUCAGAUAACGUGUUCAAAGUAGACAGAACAGACUGGUAUAAAAAUAUUGCAACAUUUGCAAGACAAUAUUACCUUAGUUAUGUACCUGAGCUGAACGGCUGACUAGCAGUGUAGGUAGGAGUACAUAGAAACUACCACAAUUUGUACAUCAUUUUGAAAGUUUAUUAAAUAUUUUUGAACAUGCUACUUUGACAGCCAGUGUUAACACUUUCUUUUCCAAAACCAGCUCAAAGCACAACUACUGCUUUAAACUCUUCAUAUUUUUUUUCAGACAUCAACAUGUAAAGACAUUCAAGAUGCAACCUCCCAGUCUCAUUUACUGGCUGCCAAAUUUAUACCUGUUUCUUCAACUGUACCUUUUUGAUAUUUAGAAUUUUUAAAUUUCUGUAAAGUAGAUUUUUGUAGAUUGUAAAGAGUGCUCACUGCCAUUGUGAAACGGUAUAUAAUUGUAUAAUUUGUGUGUAAACUGAAUGCUUGGGCUUUCAAUACAGUAUUCAUAUAAAGCAAUAAAUAUUAAUGUUAUAAAA
This is a messenger RNA of Rhineura floridana, 2941 nucleotides long. It is a transcript of the gene PPP4R2, whose product is annotated as protein phosphatase 4 regulatory subunit 2. Bases 374 to 1597 code for a protein of 407 amino acids. Gene Ontology annotation, biological process: protein dephosphorylation. The transcript has 9 exons. Gene Ontology annotation, cellular component: cytoplasm; nucleus; protein phosphatase 4 complex. The record is from RefSeq and is a predicted model, not a curated record. Gene Ontology annotation, molecular function: protein phosphatase regulator activity. NCBI's taxonomy places the organism in Eukaryota, Metazoa, Chordata, Lepidosauria, Squamata, Rhineuridae.